AUACCACUUCCGGUCGGUAGCCAAAACAGAGUUGGCUAUGGAGGAACUUAUACUACGCGACCGAAUCAACCAGAUCGAGAAGCUAAAAACUGUUGUAGGCAGGAGGGAAAACGGUUGUCGCCCCCUUAACAUCUUGAUUAUUGGCGCACCAGGGUCUGGGAAGUCUUCCUUCAUCAACUCCAUAGCAGCAUCCAUUGUAGAUGAUUAUUGGAGGGAAUAUGCCAUCAGCGGGGCACAAGGCCGCGGGGCCUUUGGUGAACAAGGCCGCGGGGCACAAGGCUGCCAGGGAGGUUCAAACAACACGAUUCGGAUCAAAAGUUUUACUGCAGCUGACUAUGUGACGUCAUCAAGGCUACAGGGAUACGCUCUCCCAAGCAUCAUAGACAUUGCUGGUCUUGAUGACGAACAUUCUAAAAUUACAGAAGAGAUUUUAAGACUAUUAUUUUAUGGUCAGUUAGAAGAUCAUGUAAAUAUACAUUCAGUGUUUAGUUAUGGAAAACAGUACGGUGUGGAAUCAAUGCGAUGGAAGUUCUUCAAAUGGUACACGGCCGAUGGUUGUAAAGUUGAUCGCAUCAUCGUGGUUGCUGCAGCAACACAGCCUAUACCGAAAAAUCUAAUCCAAUGUGUGAUGAAGGCUGCGCGCCCGACCAGCGAUAGGUUCACAAGAGAAAUUCCAGUUUUCGGCGUCCUCACAAAGUUUGACCAGGUCGACGAAUCCGGGAAAAUAUUUAAAGACAGAAAACAGAAUUUCAUUGAAAGCCUGUCCCUGGUUGGCGCUACUCAUAGACUUGCGCAGUGCGUCAAUUAUUGUGACGAUAUUGACCCAAUAUCGGCAAGGACACAACAAACCCUACCAGACGUGGACGUCCCUAUCCUAAGAUUUAUGAACGUGGUUAGUAUGAGUGUGUGGAUCUAACUACGUCGUCACCAAACCGCACGAGAGUUACACGAGCGUAAUCUUUUGGGAAGCUGCACGUCAGCAAUCGGGCAGCAUAAUGCAGAUG
This is a messenger RNA of Mizuhopecten yessoensis (Yesso scallop), 1004 nucleotides long. RefSeq lists its product as uncharacterized. The coding region runs from base 38 to 916 and encodes 292 amino acids. NCBI's taxonomy places the organism in Eukaryota, Metazoa, Mollusca, Bivalvia, Pectinida, Pectinidae. The transcript is spliced from 5 exons. The record is from RefSeq and is a predicted model, not a curated record.